Adelges cooleyi (spruce gall adelgid) is the source of this 1521-nucleotide messenger RNA. RefSeq names its product paired mesoderm homeobox protein 1-like. The record is from RefSeq and is a predicted model, not a curated record. Gene Ontology annotation, molecular function: DNA-binding transcription factor activity, RNA polymerase II-specific; RNA polymerase II transcription regulatory region sequence-specific DNA binding. Gene Ontology annotation, biological process: regulation of transcription by RNA polymerase II. The transcript is spliced from 5 exons. The coding region runs from base 286 to 1014 and encodes 242 amino acids. NCBI's taxonomy places the organism in Eukaryota, Metazoa, Arthropoda, Insecta, Hemiptera, Adelgidae.
GUUCGCGCCUCGUUCUUGGGCCUCGUGUCUGUAGCGCUACCGCUUGUGCCGCUCGUCGAACAUCCGCAAACGCGCCAUGCGAGAGUCUGAUUUUUAUCGCUGUAAGUAUGGCAUACGUGGUAUAGGUACAACAACGCAGUACCCAUAACCGUGCAGCAAACGGACCUAGUACCGCCUAGCCGGACGACACCCGAGUUGUACGCGGCCGCCGACGGCACCGAGUUAUCAGCGGUCGUCGAGUUUGUGCAGCGUAAAAGUACCGCAGUGGCCGACAGUACGGCGAAGAUGCUCGGUGAACAAGACCGGUACAAGCCGGUGACGGAACAGGAUCAAGAAUACGCGUCUGAGAACACCAAACGGUUCACGGUGGACUCUUUGUUGCAGAUCCGGAACACGGUCAUCGACAGGCAACACUACGACGAAUCAAGUUCAGAACCGGAUAACCAGCGAAAAGGUAAACCAAGAAGAAAUAGAACUACAUUUACUAGUUGUCAGUUAAAAGCGUUAGAAAAAGUAUUUGAACGGACACACUACCCAGACGCAUUUGUCCGCGAAGAACUAGCCAGAAGUGUAUGUCUUUCUGAAGCGAGAGUUCAAGUGUGGUUUCAAAACCGACGGGCGAAAUUCAGGCGAAACGAGAGGAGCUCAAUGUCGAGGACAAGUGACACCGUGACGAUGGUGCAAAAUAGAUCUCUCAAUAUCGAACAACCGCUUCUACCCAGGUCGACUUCAAACAUUCAUACAGAGUCGUUUACAAGCUCUGGUUUUGGCGGACUUUUAGAAUAUUCAGGAUGGAAGCCCAACGGUCUGUCCCAAUGCGGCAUGUUCCAACAUUCUGCCAACACGCAUAACUAUCCGACUUUUCUACCCGUCAAUGGUCCGCAUGUCAAUCAUUCAAUGUCGGCCAUGUCGGUUUCGAACUGCUUAGUACCAAAUUCGAAUUACUUGGUCUCAACGAAUUUGACCAACAUCAGAAUUCGCCCGCAGGAUUAUUACAUAGACUCGCACAUGUAGAUGCACACCAUGCAAAUUGUAUUUGUAAUUUUAUAUCAAUAGAAUAUUGCACAAAUCACAAUUGUGGUGGUACUUUCAAGUUUCGACCGUACGUACAAAUAGCAAACCAAUAAAUAUAGUACCAAGUUUAUAUAGCGUAUGCAGAUGCUGUAAACAUUAAUAUUAUUGUAUAUUGUGCCAAUAUAAAUACACUACCUAUGCUAAUUCACAUAGGCCUCUGCCGAGAAGGUAAGGGGUGAGCAAUCUCUAACCUCUCCCGUUAGGGAAUUUAAAAAUGCCUACGAGAACUAAACUAACGAUUUUAUAUAAUAACAGCAAUUUUUGUGUUACUAGAGUUUAAAUAUAAUUUUGUCAAUCAUGUGUUUGACCGCUAUUUUUGUAAAUUACCUACCAGACGGACGUUUAUGUGAUUUAUUAUUGAAAUAUUUACUUGUGAAAAAUGUGUCCGUUUUACCAUUUAUUUACUUGUAAUAGUUUUUACCCGCCCACUCUCUCAAAAAUGGUAAC